AUGAACAGUGAAUACGACUACUUGUUCAAGUUAUUAUUGAUUGGAGAUUCCGGUGUCGGUAAGUCUUGUUUGUUAUUAAGAUUCGCCGAUGACACCUACACCCAAGAUUACAUCUCCACCAUUGGUGUUGAUUUCAAAAUUAGAACUAUCGAGUUGGAUGGCAAAACCAUCAAGUUACAAAUCUGGGAUACAGCUGGUCAAGAAAGAUUUAGAACCAUCACUUCGUCCUACUACCGUGGAGCCCACGGGAUCAUUAUCGUUUACGAUGUCACCGAUCAGGAAUCAUUCAAUAACGUCAAACAAUGGUUACAAGAAAUUGAUAGAUAUGCAACUGGUGGUGUGAUGAAGUUGUUAGUUGGUAACAAAGCGGACUUGUCUGAUAAGAAGGUUGUUGAGUACACCGCCGCCAAAGAAUUUGCUGAUGCCUUGGAUAUCCCAUUUUUAGAAACUUCUGCAUUAUCCUCAACCAACGUUGAACAAGCUUUCUUCACCAUGGCUAGACAAAUCAAGGCACAAAUGACCAACAAUGCCAGUAAUAAUAAUAAUGGAAAUAACGGUAAGUCAAAUGUUAAUUUGAGCGGUCAAUCGUUAACAUCCAAUCAAUCCAACUCAUGUUGUUAG
This is a messenger RNA of Dujonia railenensis, 621 nucleotides long. Lineage: Eukaryota; Fungi; Ascomycota; Pichiomycetes; Serinales; Debaryomycetaceae. The record is from the annotation of a GenBank genome assembly.